Molecule: messenger RNA, 4509 nt
Organism: Emys orbicularis (European pond turtle)
Lineage: Eukaryota; Metazoa; Chordata; Testudines; Emydidae
Gene: ERCC6
Product: ERCC excision repair 6, chromatin remodeling factor
Exons: 20
Coding region: 1-4509 (1502 amino acids)
Biological process (GO): transcription-coupled nucleotide-excision repair
Cellular component (GO): nucleus
Molecular function (GO): ATP-dependent chromatin remodeler activity; ATP binding
Source: RefSeq, a predicted model, not a curated record
AUGCCCACGGAGACCGCGCGCCCGCCGGGCGGGUCGCACGAGCGGAGCCCUGGGGCCGCUGCGAGCGAUCCGGGUCCGAGCAGCGAUGGGGAAGCGGGGACUGCCCAGGGGACGGGCCCGUGUGACAGCGACCUGGAGGGCAGCCCUGGAGCUCCGGCCUCCGAGAAUGGCCCCUGCGGCUCCUCCGGGGUUCCUUCGCGGGAGCCCCCCCGGACGGGACAGCCGCUGUUACACAUUAACAGGCAGCAGAUCCAGUCCGUGGCGCCCAGUGCCCAGAUUGCUGAGCUGAAAGGUCUGGGGGUUGACGUGUACGACCAGGAUGUGCUGGAGCAAGGAGUCCUCCAGCAGGUAGACAAUGCAAUCAAUGACGCGAACAAGGCGACAAAAUUAGCCAAUGCAGAGGCAGAAUACCAAUCGGUGCUGGACGAUUUAAGGUCCUGUACGACAUCUCUGAAACAGAUCAAUACAAUUAUAGAGCAACUUACUCCUCAAGCUGUCAACAGCAAAGAUAUAAACAGAAAACUAGACUCUGUAAAACGACAAAAGUAUAACAAGGAACAACAGUUAAAAAAGAUCAAAGCAAAACAAAAGCGUCUCCAAGCAGUUCUUGGUGGAGCAGAGAUUCUCAUUGGAACAAAUGAUGUUGAAUUUCAGGAUGAUGAAGAGCCUGGUCCAUCGUCUCUUGGCAGUAUGCUCAUGCCAGUCCAGGAAACAGAAUGGGAGGAACUCAUUCGUACUGGUCAGAUGACCCCUUUUGGAACUAAGGUCCCUCAGAAGAUAGAAAAGAAGCCACGCAGGUUAAUGCUAAAUGAAGCAUCUGAUUUUGAGAAGUAUUUGGCAGAUCAAGCUAAGCUGUCGUCCGAAAGAAAGAGGUCAGUCCUUAAGAAGGGAGCAAAGAAUAAAGCAGAGGCCAAGAACAUUCAAUGUGCAACUCCCACAUUAGUCAUAAAGGGAAAGAGGGGCAAAACCAGAACCCUGUCAAAAACAGACAAGCGACUGAAAAAGCACAUGAAGAAACUUCAGAACCAUGCUCUUCAGAUCCAAUUUAAGAUUGGAAUUCCCAAGGAAAAGAGACUUCCUGAGGUCAAGGAGAAGCUGAGAGGUGAACAGGGGGAUGACAGUGAAGAGUCAGAAUAUAUGCCUGAUGACGAGCUUUUUAAUCCAGAAGAGGAAGAGGAGGAGGAGGCAUUUUUUCAUGCUGAUGAUAAUUCUGAUUAUGAAUUGAAGACUUUGCGAGGAGGAAGAAAACAUUCAGGGAAGAGAAACCUUAAGGAAGAAGCUGAGGAGGAUGAAGACUUCUUCCCAAGCUCUGAGGAAGAGAAUACAGUAGGAAAUCGUAGAGUAAAGAGAUGCAGAGAUGAUGGAGAUGAAGAUUACUAUAAACAAAGGCUAAGGAGAUGGCAUAAACAACGAUUGAAGGACAAAGAGAAAUGUCGAAUGGCAGAAGAAGAUUCUGAUGAAAGUGACGCUGAAUUUGAUGAGGGCUUCAGGGUACCAGGAUUUCUCUUCAGAAAGCUUUUUAAGUACCAGCAGACAGGUGUUAGGUGGCUCUGGGAAUUGCACUGCCAGCAGGCAGGAGGAAUUCUGGGAGAUGAGAUGGGAUUGGGCAAGACCAUCCAGAUAAUUGCCUUCUUGGCAGGUCUGAGCUACAGCAAGAUCAGGACUCGUGGUUCAAAUUACAGGUUUAAAGGUUUGGGCCCAACGGUGAUUGUGUGUCCAACCACAGUGAUGCAUCAGUGGGUGAAAGAAUUCCACAGUUGGUGGCCUCCCUUUAGAGUUGCAGUUCUACAUGAAACUGGCUCUUACACCAACAAAAAGGUGAAACUAAUUCGUGAAAUUGCAGCAUGCCAUGGCAUUCUAAUUACCUCCUAUUCAUACAUUCGAUUGAUGCAGGAUAAUAUCAACAGCUAUGACUGGCAUUAUGUGAUUUUAGAUGAGGGUCAUAAAAUCCGGAAUCCAAAUGCUGCAGUUACACUUGCAUGCAAACAGUUCCGCACUCCCCAUCGAAUCAUCUUAUCUGGCUCCCCUAUGCAGAAUAACCUAAAGGAGCUCUGGUCCCUCUUUGACUUUGUAUUCCCAGGGAAAUUGGGAACACUGCCUGUCUUCAUGGAGCAAUUCUCUGUUCCAAUAACCAUGGGAGGAUAUUCCAAUGCCUCUCCUGUGCAGGUAAAAACUGCCUACAAGUGUGCAUGUGUUUUACGGGACACCAUAAAUCCCUACUUGCUGCGGAGAAUGAAGGCUGAUGUGAAAAUGAGCCUGUCACUGCCAGAUAAAAAUGAACAGGUUCUGUUUUGCCGUUUGACAGAUGAACAACGGCAAGUCUACCAAAACUUCAUUGACUCCAAAGAAGUUUACCAGAUUCUCAGUGGAGAAAUGCAGGUUUUCUCUGGACUUGUAGCCUUGAGAAAAAUAUGCAACCACCCUGACCUCUUUUCUGGUGGUCCCAAGAUUUUGAAAGGUGUGCCAGAUGAUGAGUUAGAAGAAGCAGAUCAGUUUGGAUACUGGAAACGUUCUGGAAAAAUGAUAGUGGUAGAGUCCUUACUGAAAAUAUGGCACAAGCAGGGUCACAGGGUGCUGCUAUUUACCCAGUCGAGACAGAUGCUGAAGAUCCUUGAAGUAUUUCUGAGAGACAGAAACUAUUCCUACCUCAAGAUGGAUGGUACCACGACAAUUGCAUCCAGACAGCCACUUAUAACAAGAUACAAUGAGGAUACGUCCAUCUUUGUUUUUCUUCUUACAACUCGAGUAGGUGGUAUUGGCGUCAACCUGACAGGUGCUGACAGAGUUAUCAUCUAUGAUCCUGAUUGGAAUCCCAGUACAGACACACAGGCUCGAGAGCGUGCUUGGAGAAUAGGCCAGAAGAAACAGGUGACUGUUUACAGGCUCCUUACUGCAGGUACUAUUGAAGAGAAGAUUUACCACAGACAAAUCUUCAAACAGUUUUUAACAAACAGAGUGUUGAAAGACCCAAAACAAAGGCGCUUUUUCAAAUCCAACGAUCUUUACGAACUUUUCACUCUGACCAGCCCAGAUGGGUCUCAAGGGACAGAAACUAGUGCUAUUUUUGCAGGUACUGGUUCAGAUGUUCAAGCCCCGAAACGCCAAUUAAAACGGAAACUUAAAAAGCCAGCUGAUGGUGCUUCCAAAGGUGAACUGCAUCUUAAGGAGCACAACUCGCCUAAAUAUGACAAGCCAUCACAUUCUUCCUCGACAGGCCAUUUAAUGAAUUCUUCUUCUAAAACAAUAGAGCCAGUUAGAGAAACCAAAGGAAACUUGGAAACUUUCAACCAAAACGGUUCUGCGAAAGAUGGUACACAAGCUACAAAUAACAUAGCUUCACUGAUUAAAGAUGAGGAGAAAAGUUUGAAAACAGCUGAGGGGUCUGUAUUCCAAGCACUGCCAAGGAAUGCAUGGACUUCAGAGAAUGUGGAAUGUUCAAACUCUGCAUUAUUUGAUAUGCGUGGGGCAUCUACUGUAAGUAUUGAGAGCGGACAUGGUCUCGAAUGUGAGACAGAGAGCUCCCAGGGGAAACAGAAUGGUAACUUUGAAGAUGAACAACUAGGUAAUAAUCCUCACAAACGCACCUCAAAAACUAAACACAGUAUGGAUAUGCUGACACUUGAGGGCCACAAGAGUAACCCUAAAAAGCCAAAACAUCGCAAAGGUGCCAGAUUUGAAGGGGAGCGCAUCCCAUAUUUGGUGAAACAAAAGCAAUACAGAAAGGACAACCAAGAGGAGGAGGAAGAACAAAAGAAGAAUGAUGAUUAUGUCUUGGAGAGACUUUUCAAAAAAUCAGGAGUACACAGUGUGAUGAAGCAUGAUGCUAUUAUGGAGGCUUCCAAUCCAGAUUAUGUGUUAGUGGAAGCAGAGGCAACCCGAGUGGCCCAGGAUGCCUUGAGAGCCUUAAAGAUCUCCCGACAGCGAUGUUUAGGAGCAGCUUCUGGUGUGCCAACCUGGACAGGCAACAGUGGUCUGACUGGGGCACCAUCCGGACUAAAGAGUAGGUUUGGUCAGAAAAGGAACCCUACUUUGCUUGUCCCAAAUUCCUCCACUACAUCUCCUGGAAAGAGAUGCAAGGAUGCUGAUAUAAUAAGGAAAGAGAAGGUAAAGAAAAAUGUUUCCAGUGUACAUUUUGACGGGAAACUCGAAGCAGGAGAAUCAUUGUCCAGUGCACUAGAUUCAUCAUCUUUGUUAGCUAAGAUGAGGGCUAGAAACCACCUUAUUUUACCGCAGAGGAUGGAGAAUGACGGUGAUGAGAAUCUUCAGGCUUCUGCUCCACUCCCAACUUCGACGGAACAUGACGAAUUGCUAGUGGAUGUACGAAACUUUAUAGCAUUCCAGGCUCAUGUGGACGGAGAGGCUAGUACUCAGGAGAUACUGCAGGAGUUUGAAUCCAAGCUGUCAGCAGCACAGUCUUGUGUGUUCAGAGAACUUCUGAGAAAUCUUUGUACUUUCCAUAGAAGCCCAAAUGGUGAAGGUGUCUGGAAACUAAAGCCAGAAUUCCGUUGA